AUGGCGAAGGAUCAAGCAAUCGCCAUUAACGAUGCGGUUCACAAGAUUCAGCUCGCUAUGCUCGACGGCAUCACUGAUCAGAAGCAGCUCUUCGCGGCGGGGACCUUGAUGUCUCGAUUGGACUACGAGGAUGUCGUCACGGAACGAACCAUCGCUAAGCUCUGCGGUUACCCUCUCUGCGGAGCAUCCCUCCCUUCCGAUGUUUCCAGAAGGGGAAAGUAUCGGAUAUCGCUGAAGGAGCACAAGGUUUACGAUUCACUGGAGGCCAGAAAGUUUUGCUCGGCGGUUUGUCUUAUUAAUAGCCGAGCGUUCUCGGGGACUUUGGAAGAGGCUCGUACCUCGGAGUUUGAUACGGUGAAGCUCAAUGGGGUUCUGUGUUUGUUUGGUGAUUCGGACGUGAAAGAUUCUGUGGAUGUGAAAGAUGAUUUGGGAUUGUCUAAGCUCACGAUUCGUGAGAACACUGAAGUGAAUCGCGGAGAGUUGUCUCUAGAGCAGUGGAUGGGUCCUUCUAAUGCCGUUGAAGGCUAUGUACCUUUCAAUCGAAGCAAUUCCAAAUCCAGAAAUGGCGAACUCGAUUCCAAGGCUACUCAGAGUAAUCAAGAGAAGAAGGAGAACCCGCCUUUUAGCGAGAUGGAUUUCACUAGCACAGUUAUUAUUUCGGAUGACUUUAGUGUUUCGAAGCUUCCACCACAAACCAAGCAACCUUCUCUUAUAGGUGAAUCUGAGGAUAGCAAAGGCAAAGCAGUUUCGAAAAAACAAACUGCAGUUCCUCCCACCAAGAAAAAUUCGAGGUUCCGUCGUGAAAAAGAAAGGGACAAGAAGAAUUCCGGGGUUGAUGGGAUCGAUUUUGCGAGCUUUGGGUUUGAUGGGAUGGGUUGUGCGAGCUCUGUUACUGCAAAUGAUGGGUGCAGCGUUGAGUAUAGCGUGUCUAAGCAGCCACCAUGUUCAACGGAAGAUCCUCUUGGUGGCCAAUUGAAAGAUGAUCUUAAGACAUUGGAUGAAAAGAAGGAUUCGAGGCUUCCUACACAAUCCAAACAAGCUUCUCAUGCAGUGGGAUCGGAGAAUGGCAAAGGGAAAGCAGUUGUGACAGAUGCCAAACAAACUGCAGUUCUCCCCAGAAAAAAACCGAGUUUUUACAAGGAUAAUGAAAUGAAGAAGGAUAUUAAGAAUAUCGGGUUUGAUGAGAUGGCUUUUGGAAGUUCUGCUAUUAUGAGUGAGGAUUACAGCGUAGAAUAUAGUGUUUCUAAGCAGCCACCAUGUUCAAUCGAAAAUCCUCUAAGUUGCCACUCAGAAAGUCUUCAGACAUUGGACAGGAAAAAUGCUCUAAUAGGAUCGUCCUCUGGUUCUAGUAGGAAAAAAACAGAAAAUUUGAGAAAGAAAGUUACUUCUGUUGAAUACCGUGCUGAUUCUUGUGAAGAUGGUGACGAAAUCCUUACAGCUCAUGAGGACAUGUGUUCAUCAAGUGGAACCGUCACUAAAUCGUGCCUUAAAGCUUCUGGCUCUAAGAAGCUUAGUCGUUCAGUUACUUGGGCUGAUCAGAAUGAUGGCCAUGGUGAUCUUUGUGAGGUUAGAAACAAUGAUAUCAAAGCAGGUCCUAACCUGUCAUCCACCACUGAUACAGAGGUUGUCAGUAGUGAAUCACGCCUUGCAUUAGCUGAAGCCUGCGCUACGGCAUUGACCCAGGCUGCCGAAGCUGUUUCUUCGGGAGAUUUAGAUGCAAGCGAUGCUGCUGCGAAAGCUGGAAUCGUUUUGUUGCCAAGCACACAUCAACUUGAUGAAGUGGUUUCUGAGGAGCAAGUCGAGGAGGAAAUGACUGAAGAGGAACCAACUCUUCUGAAGUGGCCAAAUAAGCCCGGGGCUCCAGAUACUGAUUUGUUUGACCGUGAUCAAUCUUGGUUUGAUGGACCUCCAGAGGGCUUCAAUCUCACCUUAUCAACUUUUGCUACGAUGUGGAAUUUACUGUUUGGCUGGGUGUCAUCGUCUUCUCUGGCAUACAUAUAUGGGAAGGAUGAAACUGCUCAUGAAGAGUUCUUAUCAGUUAACGGGAAGUCAUACCCACAGAGGAUAAUCAUGGGAGACGGGCUUUCGUCAGAGAUCAAGGAGACAAUUGCUGGGUCUCUUGCAAGAGCCUUACCUAGAGUCGCCACUGAUCUCGGGCUGCCAAUAGCCAUAUCCGAGUUGGAAAAAGGAAUGGGAAGCUUGUUGGAAACAAUGUCGUUGACAGGGGCAGUUCCAUCGUUUAGGGUUCAACAAUGGCUAGUGAUUGUUCUUCUGUUCCUGGACGCCUUGUCUGUAUCGCGUAUUCCUCGGAUUGCACCUUAUAUACUCAACAGAAACAAGGUUUUGGAAGGAAGUGGAAUUGGAAAUGUAGAGUAUGAGAGCAUGAAGGAUAUUCUGUUACCACUUGGCCGUGUUCCUCAGUUUGCUGUCCGAAGCGGGGCGUAG
This is a messenger RNA of Thlaspi arvense, 2445 nucleotides long. NCBI's taxonomy places the organism in Eukaryota, Viridiplantae, Streptophyta, Magnoliopsida, Brassicales, Brassicaceae. The record is from the annotation of a GenBank genome assembly.